Molecule: messenger RNA, 990 nt
Organism: Penicillium brevicompactum
Lineage: Eukaryota; Fungi; Ascomycota; Eurotiomycetes; Eurotiales; Aspergillaceae
Exons: 1
Coding region: 1-990 (329 amino acids)
Source: RefSeq, a predicted model, not a curated record
AUGGUCAAUCAUCACUGGACCUGUAUUCCAUCACGGGCAGACUACACUGUCCUCACGACCUACAAGGAUAAUGUCAGAUCUCUCGAGGUCAAUAUCGAUGAAGGUUCCAUUGAACCUCUAAUGCCUGCUCCGCCAUCUAUCAUUGAUGUUGAUCGUGAGAAUCCCAAUUUCACGUUGCCCUUGAAUUCCGCCGUGGCACCAAUCUUGAGAGAUGCCAAUCUCUACAGCAUCAUAACUCCUGUGAUGAAAACUAUUUCAGGCUCAUUCAACGCCACAUUUGUUACUCGCGCAGAUAAUACUCCUUCAUUUCACAACGACUCGGAUAGCUUCGACUAUUACAAUUUCACAACCACAUUCCCACCAUAUGACCGCAGCAUCAACCCCAACGACUUUUUCCACAAUAGCACCAAUGACUACAUGACUAUUUUGCCAAUCGCUCAGUAUUUCUCUGGUGUCCAUAUUUCGCCCUCGUUUUCCAAUAUAUCAGUCAACAAUGGCGGCCUCUUCACAAUAAACGAAACCAGUAUCAAUACCAUGCUGCAAGACGUGGUUCUAUCUAUCAUCAGCUACCAACCCAAUAACUGGACAACGAAGGUUAAUCAAACACGCAAUGAGAUCCGCAAUAUAUACACCUUUUCGCGCCCACUCAACCUAUUUCUCCCAUACGGCUUAAUGCUCCUGGGCACUCUGUACGCCAUGGCUUUUGGCUUUUACGCUUUAAGGUCGAACGGUGUCCCCGCGACGGAUGGUGGAUUUCUUCAACUUUUCACCACUGCUCAGAGAAGUGAAAUUGUUGAUAGAAUUGCGCGGGGUGGAUGUUUGGGCGGGGAGGAGAAUGUUUCCACGGCGCUGAAGGAUCUGAAGAUACAAUUCGGCGAGCUAGUUGAGACAGUAGACAAUUCAGAGAUAGCACUGCUCUCGACGGCAGGAUUUGGGACUGAGCAUGAAGUUCGCCCUUUGAAUAGGGAGCGAAUUUAUGGCAGCCUAUGA